This is a messenger RNA of Guyanagaster necrorhizus, 1638 nucleotides long. Its product is annotated as cytochrome P450. The transcript has 14 exons. The record is from RefSeq and is a predicted model, not a curated record. The coding region runs from base 1 to 1638 and encodes 545 amino acids. NCBI's taxonomy places the organism in Eukaryota, Fungi, Basidiomycota, Agaricomycetes, Agaricales, Physalacriaceae. Gene Ontology annotation, molecular function: oxidoreductase activity, acting on paired donors, with incorporation or reduction of molecular oxygen; monooxygenase activity; iron ion binding.
AUGCCUUCCCUCUCUCUUGUCCUCUCCGCCUGCGUUCUAACACUUGCAUACGUCGUAUACAAGCGUUUUACUCGCAUUUCCCUCUCUCAUGUAAAAGGACCUGAGUCCAGCUCGUUCCUAUACGGAAACUUCCCCGAGCUUUUACAGUCACAGGCUGGGGAGGUAAUAGAUUUUGAAUGGGUAAAGACCUAUGGCGACGUCAUUCGCAUCCACGCACCUCUCGGAGGAGAACGUCUCUUCAUCACAGAUCCUAAGGCUCUGUCAUACAUCUAUCAGUCUGGUUACAACUUCAUCAAGUCACCCACCCGAAGUGCUCUAUCACGCAUUACUCUUGGCCCCGGAUUGCUCAAUGUUGAAGGCGAACAGCAUAGGCGCCAGCGAAAGAUCAUGACGCCAGGAUUUGGAAGUUCCGAAGCAAAGGCUUUUGUCCCGAUAUUCUUGUCAUAUGCCGCGAAGAUGGCAAACAAAUGGAGAGACAUGAUUUCUAUGGACGCAACAGAGACGAUCACUGUGGAUAUCCCUGAAUGGACAUCUCGGGCGACCCUUGAUGCGAUCGGUGAAGCCGCCUUCGACUAUCAAUUUGGAGCUCUCGAUAACGCCGAGAAUGAACUCGCGAACGCCUACACCAACCUUGUGUUCCACGUCUUCGGUAUUCCCAAGCCCAAAGAUAUUCUGGCUUUGAGCAUUAUGGACAUGCUUCCGGAUUCUUUUGCUAGGUUCAUUGUCAGGAAUGGUCCUUCUCCUCGUUUCGAAGUUGGAAGGAGGACGAACAAGUUGACAACUAGGGUCGCGAAGCAAUUGGUAGCGGAGAAGUACGCGGCUCUGAAGGAGGGAAAAGCCAGCAAAGACCUUAUGAGUCUGAUGGUUAAAGCCAACGCCUCAGGAAAUCCUGACAUGCGCCUCGAGGAGGAGGAGCUUCUCGCUCAAAUGAAUAUCAUUGUGUUUGCCGGACACGAAACGACGUCGAAUACUCUCUCCUUUUCUCUACUCGAGCUCGUAGCACACCCCGAAUGCCAGACCAAACUUCGCCAGGAAAUUCGAGAGACCCAACGCAAGAUGCGCGCUGUUGGGAGGGACGAGUUCACCGCUGCUGAUUUCGAUGCCAUGCCGUACUUGGCUGCCGUGGUCAAGGAAACUCUCCGUAUGCAUCCAGUCGUGUACAACGUGUUCAGAAUCGCGACGAAGGAUGAUGUCCUUCCCCUCCACAAGCCCAUUACUACGAAGACUGGAGAGAUAUUGACAGAACUCCCAAUUCCAGCGGGUCUGCAAAUUAUCAGCUCGAUUGCCGGCUAUAAUAGGCUCGACGAAGUUUUCGGAGAAGAUGCAGACAUCUUCAAUCCUGAUAGAUGGUUACACAAGGAAGGAAAGCCCGCGGUGUCUCUCGGAGUUUACGGCAACAUGUUCACUUUCGUUGGUGGACAACGGUCCUGCCUUGGUUGGCGUUUCGCCGUCAUGGAGCUGCACUCGUUUAUUGUGGAGCUUGUCAACUCCUUUGAGUUUUCUCUCGCUGAUGGUAUGGACCCUUCGCGUGUCCGACGCGAAUCUUGCUUUAUCAUGAUGCCAACAAUCGAAGGCGAGCAAGAGAAGGGGUCUCAGCUGCACAUGAAGGUUCGGGUUGCCCCAUCCGAUGAAGAUUAA